This is a messenger RNA of Rhincodon typus (whale shark), 255 nucleotides long. RefSeq names its product rab GDP dissociation inhibitor beta-like. Lineage: Eukaryota; Metazoa; Chordata; Chondrichthyes; Orectolobiformes; Rhincodontidae. The transcript is spliced from 2 exons. The annotation marks the transcript as partial. Gene Ontology annotation, molecular function: Rab GDP-dissociation inhibitor activity. Gene Ontology annotation, biological process: small GTPase-mediated signal transduction; vesicle-mediated transport. Gene Ontology annotation, cellular component: cytoplasm. The record is from RefSeq and is a predicted model, not a curated record.
ACCUACCAGGGAGUGGACCCGGUCGCCACCACAAUGCGGGACGUCUACAAGAAAUUCGACCUGGGCCAGGACGUCAUCGACUUCACCGGGCACGCCCUGGCCCUCUAUCGAACGGAUGACUACCUCGACCUCCCGUGCGGAGAGACGGUGAAUCGUAUCAAGCUGUACAGCGAGUCCCUGGCUCGGUACGGGAAGAGUCCAUACCUCUACCCUCUGUAUGGGCUCGGGGAGCUCCCACAAGGGUUUGCCAGGUAA